This is a messenger RNA of Poecilia latipinna (sailfin molly), 2685 nucleotides long. Its product is annotated as protein ADP-ribosylarginine hydrolase-like. The transcript has 6 exons. The coding region runs from base 469 to 1251 and encodes 260 amino acids. Lineage: Eukaryota; Metazoa; Chordata; Actinopteri; Cyprinodontiformes; Poeciliidae. The record is from RefSeq and is a predicted model, not a curated record. Gene Ontology annotation, biological process: protein de-ADP-ribosylation. Gene Ontology annotation, molecular function: ADP-ribosylarginine-[protein] hydrolase activity; magnesium ion binding.
GUUAUAAUUAUAUUUAAAUUAUAACUCUGCAGUGGUCUGCACUACACUGAAUCUGAAGAAGACUCUGACUGAAAAUGUUGUGCUUUCCCAAGACGGUCUUAUGAAGAGGAUGGUCAGGAUUUGAUUUAUGAAAAGCACAGCUGAGAUCCUGAGGUUCCCAAACCAGAAACCUUGACAUUCAAACUGGAUGUAAACCUGGAAAAUUCAGAAAAAUACAUCGUUUAAUUUUGAGUUGUGGCAAGUGAAUCAUAAAAUACUUCAGGAAGUAGAUGACAGGUGUUUUUGAUUAUUUUUCCUCAUCUUUAGGAGCUGCAGGAGCUUGGUGGGUUGAAAAAAAUCACUGUCCAGCUUCCUGAAUGGCCGGUGAGCGACGACACAGUUCUGCAUCUUGCAACAGCUGAAGCUCUGAUAACAGGAAAGACCGAGGAGCAGCUUCUGGAUGAAGUGGCGUUUUGUUAUGUGAAGGGGAUGAAAGACAUGAGUGGAAGAGCUCCUGGACAUACAACCGUUUUUAAUGUUGACAGACUGAAGCCUGGACAGAAAGGGGGCUGCAGAGUGCCGUAUAACAGCCGGGGUGCCGGCUGUGGAGCGGCCAUGAGGGCCAUGUGCAUCGGCCUGAGGUAUCCAAACCCUGGCCAGCUUCCUUCUCUGGUGUUUGUCGCCGUGGAGACGGGCAGGAUGACUCACCAUCACCCAAUCGGUUUCCUGGGAUCCGUUGCGUCGGCGCUUUUCGCCUCCUACGCCAUCCAGCGGCGGCCGCUUGAAUCCUGGGGUGUGGGUCUGCUGGAAGAGGCCUGUCCCAUAGCCAAGAAGGUUAUUACAGACAGCGGCUUCGCUGUGGAGGAGAAUCUGAAGGAUUGGGACUCCUUCUCCAAGCACUGGAAGCGGUACCUGGAUCUGCGGGGAAUCUCUGACGGAAAGGGGCCGGUGACCUGGCCCGACCCCUACGGUGUGGCUGAGAGGGAUAAGGCCUAUACGAGCUUCAGUCUGUCUGGCUGGGGGGGAUCCUGUGGCCACGAUGCUCCCAUGAUAGCACUGGAUGCCUUACUGGGCGCCGGUUCAGACUGGGAGGAGCUGAUGAACAGAGCUGCUUUCCAUGGAGGUGACAACGACAGCACAGCGGUGAUCGCCUGCUGCUGCUGGGGUCUUCUCUACGGCACCAAAGGGGUUCCUAAAUGCAACUACUCCAAACUGGAAUACCGGGAUCGUCUGGAGCACUGCGCUAAGAAGCUUUACGCUUUAUCCCACUAAAAACACAUGUUUCUAUUCUAUCUCUAUUUUUGGUGCCUUAAAUCAGUUCUGAAGUGGUAGAUAUCUGAAGUCUAUAAAAAUAUAUACAAUAUAAAAAUAGUAAAUGUAUUAUGCUCUGAUUGUAUGGGGAUGAUUAGGUAUAGGUUAUGUACUAUAUAAAUCAAAGCUUCUACAUGUGAAGAAAUGUGUCAUAACCACUACAAAAAAACCCACACCACUGAUUUUAUUUUCCUCUGGAUUCAUAAAUGAGUUCAGAUGUUUGAAGCAGAAACCAGAACCACUUAAUCUGUGAUCAACUCAGUCAGAAUCUCCUCAGCGUUAACGUAUCGCUCCACCAGAGGGCGCUGAGCUGUGAUGGGAAAUGAAAAAACAGAUUAAAGAUUUUCAGAAAUGCUUACUUGGACGUUGAUUGUGCCAUUUAAGAAACUGUCGUAAUGUUUUCACUCCUCGCUGUCCUGAGAAACCGAGGAAGAGGAAUGCAGCAUGAAUGUUUGAAAUAUGGUUUAAAAAUUUUACUUAUGUUUUGCCUCAUGAUGGUCAAAUUUAAAGAGAGUUUGGGGCAUAUAAAGUGAAUUAUCCAGUGUGGGGGGAUUAGCUUAGAGACCUAGUAAACCGGGACCCUUGAAAGUUCAGUCUGCCUGUAAUGAACCAUUGUCAGGAAGUGACCGAUUGUGUUUAAAAACUGAAACUAUAAACAUUUAAAUUCUAGCAGCUUGCACAAAGACCAGAAAUAUUUAAUCUGCACUGUUUAUUUUUAGUUUAGAAAUGCUUUCAAAUAAGUAAUUCACCUAAAAAUAUUUUUUAUAUAUAUUUUGUUUUGUUCUACAAACUUUUGUUGGCUUUUUCAGCUCUACGAUACAUUAACAAUUGAAAGCUUAUUCCUAACUAAUUAAGAUUAGUGAUAUAAUUUAUAGCUAAAAUUUACCUUAGAAAUUAAAUCUAUGGAAAUGGAAAUGACCUCAAUAUUAACAUUAUUUUUUUUAUAAUUUCACUCCGUUACUAUCACUUUUUUCACAUGCUGUUGCUGCUUUCUGCUCUUGUUGUUUUAAUGAUGCUGCUGAUUUUUUUAUACUGACUUUAUUUUUUUACGAUGCUGAGAGACGCCCAUGACUUUUAGACCAACUCUUGUGCAUUCACUCUAACACUGUAUCUGGGGCAAAAUUAUCUUCAUUUGCCUUGAUAUAAACUCAAACAGCUGGGAAUUAAUCAUGAAGAACCUUGUUAUCCUGUAGUGAUAAUUGACUGUUGUAUUGCAUCGGCCAAAUGGCUGCAAAAAUAUCUUUCAGUCGGAUUGACUAAACCUUUCAGAAUGACUGCCAGAUUGGCUCUGAGGGACGAAAGAUGGGAAUGUAUAAAAGCUACAUGAAUACCAGUGAAGUGUUGACAGGAUGGAAGAAUUUUUGUUCUAUGCAAAUAAACUGAAUUCAACUCCCU